This is a messenger RNA of Paramacrobiotus metropolitanus, 1260 nucleotides long. RefSeq lists its product as uncharacterized. The transcript is spliced from 2 exons. The coding region runs from base 40 to 708 and encodes 222 amino acids. Lineage: Eukaryota; Metazoa; Tardigrada; Eutardigrada; Parachela; Macrobiotidae. The record is from RefSeq and is a predicted model, not a curated record.
GGUUUUGCUUGUAUAUUUCGCGCAAACAUUUCGCGCAAAAUGGGUCCAAAAACACGUUCAUCUGUUAAAUCACCGAAAAAACGCAUGGGUGUGACUAAGAAGAAGUCAACGGAAGAACAAACAGUACGAAAGUCUCCUGAUUCGGCCCAUCUCGCCGCCUUAGAGCUGACAAUCACUCAACUCCAGAACCAAAUGGCUGCAUUAACAGCCUCGCCCUACAGCUUUACGGCAACGAAUUCCUCCGAUAUCCCUAAACGGUCCCCACAGCCACCAUUCAUCGACCUAUCUCAGCAGUCAUCAGGUGGGUGUCAACGUCCUCCAUCUUAUAUGGGCUUGCCCGCACUGGACAACACUCUAUCCAAGCAGCUGGCAGACCGUCGUUGUUUUAUACAUCUGCAUAAAGUCCAACCCGUGCACCGUGGCAUCGAUACGUCUACUGAGCCAUCAACUUAUGUUGCCGAUUCCGAGGGAAAGCUUAUUCCAGCGCCUUCGACCAUCAGUCGUAGAAAGAUUGAUGGUUUCAACGCUUGGCUGGAGGCCUUUUUGAUUUUCGUCCGUUACCGCAUAUUUCAUCAUCCCGAUCUUGCUCCCGGUUUUUUCGCUUACAUUGAUAUUAUUCGAGGCCUAUCAUUAACACGCCCCUUGUUAAUUUGGUUAGAUUACGACCGGCGAUUCCGAGAGCGGAUGACCUUUCCCGACUCACUGUAACCGUCGUUUAUCCACAAUCCCCAAAUCCGGCCGGUACAGUGCAGGCUCAACAGGCAGGCAAACCCGACCCAGCAUGGGUACCCCGCUUCGGCACCAACCUCCGCAACGACCACGAUUAGGCUGAUGGCCAAGAGGAGAAUAACCGGUAAAACACAGAAGAUAAUCCACAACACAGUGGCACAAAUAGUAGUGACCACACCAAGAAGUAGCAGGCCCAGUACAGAGCACCAAGAUCUCAACGAGAUUUCCUGAUUAUGUUUCGCGGGAUCAGCGUCAUCAUCGAGAUUGAAAUCGAAGCGGAACGCCGUAACGCGGCCGCAACCGGGCAGGUGCCUUUGCGUGAAUUUCGGAAGUCGCCAGUGUCGGUUGACGAAGAGUGAACCGGCAAUGGAUAAACUUAGCAUGAUGGUGGAACACACCGUGAACACAGCGCCGGUGUAUCCGAGGUUGGCUCGCGUGGAACUGAUUACAAUGUUGCUGCCGGUUAAUGCAGAAUACAACACGCUUUCGAUCGGGACUUCCUUCCAGUGUGCCAGCAUGUCAUUUAACGCG